AUGGAGCGAUCGCCGCGCCAUCCCGCCUUCCGCGCCGAUCGGGUCCCUGUCGUGAGGGACGGUCGAGUAGCUGAUGCGCGAACGAAUGACGAAGGACACGCCGAACGCGCGGAUCGAGAUGCGUGGCUCCAGGAGAGCGGACACGGACCUGGCGCGGAGGGCGGAAACCACCGCGGCGGAAGGGUGUUCCGCUCCCCGGAGGAGCGCAGACGACGUCGCGACGAGAGAGGGCGGUGGUUGGCGUUCGGCGAGCAGUCUCGCGGACAAGGAGGGAGCGGCGGCAGCGUCGCUCGCGGAGAGAACUCGCCGCACAAUGCGGUUCGAGAAGAGACGCCAGAGCAGGGCGUGGAUGACAAGGAAGAAGGAUCGGAACGGUCAGACGAGGAGGCAGGGAUAGAAGGGGCGAAUGAGGCGCGAACAGGAGGAACGGGCGAUGCUGAAACCGAGCCGGCGGAGGCGCAAGCGGAGACGAGCCCGGUGGCGGUCGCGGAAUUAGAGGCUCCGCCACCGGGAUCGCGCGGUCGAGACGAUCCCUACGAGGAAGGGCGGCGCACGGAGAGCUCCGGACGGCAGGAGCUGGGCGGGCCAGAGAUGAGCCAUCGAGCGUGGCAGGCGCCAAAUUCGCGCGGCAAGGGAAAGGAGGAGUGGUCCCGCUUGGCGGAGAGGGAGCGGCGCCUCGGGGGAGGGCGCGUGGGCGAGUUCCGCCCGCGCGGCGAGCGCCAGGAGCAGGGAGAGUGGAGCGGCGGCGCUUCGCAUUCGGCAGGACGGCAGCAGCCGCGCGGGGAGAGGGGGCGAGAGACGGAAACAGCGCCGCCGAAGUGGCACGGUCAGCAGCAAGAGGGAUGCAGCAGCACCAUACGCUCGCCAGGCCGGACUAGGCAGAGGGAGCGGAGAGACAGCAGCUGGUCCCGCUCGCCGGACGGACAACACACGCGUAGGGAGAAGUACGCGGGGGAGCGGUCACCGUGGCGUCAGCCGCGCACUUGGAGUGAGCACCUGGACGCCCGGUCACCAUCGCCAGAGAGGCAGCCGCGGCGUGAGAUGAGCAGAUGGGAGGAGCAGGAGGUGCACGGACCGCCGACGGUGCAGUGGGGACGGACAGAGGGGCGAGGAGAAUCGAGGGAGAGGCGGUACGAGGCAGGCGGGAGCCGCCAAAAGAGAAGAACGGAAGGCGGAACUCUGGCGCGAGGAGCAGAGCGGGCGCGGGAAGCUAGAGAGGGCAUGCAGAGAGCACGGGUGAGGGGAACAGAGAGGAGUCGGCAGGAAGGGGCCAGCGAGGCAUGGGGAGAGGGGCGUGGGGGCAGCAACGGCGCCCCACGGAUACUGGAAAAGGGAGGGGCCGCUAGGAGAACUGCCAGUGCGAUUCGUGAAGGUGGAGCCGAAAAGAGCAUACCAGGCCAUGGGGGAGCGGCUGCCAGGAGAGCAGGGAGGGCUGCCGGGGAGGGGAGGAGCGCCUAG
Messenger RNA from Closterium sp. NIES-65, 1458 nucleotides. NCBI's taxonomy places the organism in Eukaryota, Viridiplantae, Streptophyta, Zygnematophyceae, Desmidiales, Closteriaceae. The record is from the annotation of a GenBank genome assembly.